UGUCUCCUGCCCUCCUAGAGCAGAGCUAGGAAGUGGGGGAUUGCUCAGGGAGUGUGAGGGUAGAGCUUUGACCCUCCCUCUGGUUCUCUAAGUCUCCUCCUAGUAGUGGUUUGCUUCCUGGAUUUACUUAGAUUUUCUAACUCAUUCUCUGUUGCUGUAAAAACAAGGCUAAGCAGAUUAUGUUGAAAGCCACUGAAACUGGAGGAAACUAGUCAUGAAAACACUAUCAGCUGAUAGAUCAUUUCCUGAUUAUGCCUCUUAACUGCUAGUGCUUUUUCCAAACUAGUGUGAGUCUUCAGGGGCUGACUAGGACACAGAGCUCUUUCAGUCAUGCUUGAGGGUGCUGAGCUGUACUUUAACGUGGACCAUGGCUACCUGGAAGGCCUGGUGCGAGGGUGCAAAGCCAGCCUCCUCACCCAGCAGGACUACAUCAACCUGGUCCAAUGCGAGACCCUGGAAGACCUGAAAAUUCAUCUCCAAACCACCGAUUAUGGCAACUUCUUGGCUAACCAAACAAAUCCUCUUACUGUAUCCAAAAUUGACACGGAAAUGAGGAAAAAGCUUUGCAGAGAAUUUGAAUAUUUCCGGAAUCAUUCCCUGGAGCCCCUGAGCACAUUUCUUACCUACAUGACGUGCAGUUACAUGAUAGACAAUGUGAUUCUACUGAUGAAUGGUGCAUUGCAAAAAAAAUCUGUGAAAGAAAUUCUGGUGAAAUGCCACCCAUUGGGCCGGUUCACAGAAAUGGAAGCCGUCAACAUUGCAGAGACACCCUCUGAUCUCUUCAAUGCUGUUCUGGUUGAAACACCAUUAGCUCCAUUCUUUCAAGAUUGUAUGUCUGAGAAUAUUCUAGAUGAGCUGAAUAUUGAAAUACUACGAAAUAAACUGUACAAGUCUUACCUCGAGGCAUUCUAUAAAUUCUGCAAGAAUCAUGGUGAUGUCACAGCAGAAAUCAUGUGUCCCAUUCUUGAGUUUGAGGCCGACAGACGUGCUUUUACCAUCACUCUUAAUUCCUUUGGCACUGACUUGAGCAAAGAUGACCGGGAGACCCUCUACCCAACGUGUGGCAAGCUCAAUCCAGAGGGCUUACGCCUAUUGGCCCAAGCAGAAGACUUCGAGCAGAUGAAGAGAGUAGCAGAUCAUUAUGGAGUAUACAAGCCUUUGUUCGAGGCUGUAAGUGAAGGCAAUGGGGGAAAGACUUUGGAGGAUGUGUUUUAUGAACGUGAGGUACAAAUGAAUGUACUGGCAUUCAACAGGCAAUUCCACUAUGGUGUCUUUUAUGCAUACACAAAGCUGAAGGAGCAAGAAAUAAGAAAUAUCGUGUGGAUAGCAGAAUGCAUCUCCCAAAGACAUCGAACUAAAAUUAAUAGUUAUAUUCCAAUCUUGUAACAGAAUAGUGGGCCUCAAGUGCAGAAAGCCAUAAAUGUUGAGGAAAUUAUUAAGGAAAAUAAAAGGAAUUGUUUCUAUCCCUUAGGCAACGUAAUAGCAAGCCACACUACAUCCUCAUGACCUCCAGACUCACUGCACACACAGUAAACCAACCCUCAAACAAAGCAUUUCUUGUUUUUAGCAGCCUUAAGUCUUAUUUCUAUACAUAUGUCUCAAUCUUCACUGGGCCUUAGACAUUGAUUUUAAUGAAUCCUAUAGUGCUUUUCCAACGUUUGUUUGAUUGCAUUAAAAAUCAUAUCUAAGAACAGUUGCUUUGUUCUUAUUUUUUUCAUGUUUUCCAUAAACCCAAAGAUUGUCUGCUUUACUUUGUAACUUUUCUUCUACAGUUCCACAAGAAUCUAGAGUCAUAUGUAACCAACACAGACCACACGUAAUGAGACAUAUUGUAUUUUUUUCCCCAAUAUCCUUUGAUCUAGGAGACAAAGCCACACUAUUCGUAUCAUAUUUCCUAGAUGUGGAUAAGAGUUAAAUUUGUUUUUAAAGUUACUACUUAUUCUUUUUGUGUGUUUGACUUCUUUUAUUUUUAUUUAGUUUAUUUUUUUCUAUCUACCACCUUUUUUAAAUUUUUUUUUGUUUUUUACAUCAUUGCUUAUUUUCAAACAACAUUUGCUUACCCCCACCCCCUCAGGUGUAGUCCCCAUAGAGUUUCCUUCACCAGUGCACCCGUGCACCAUCACCUCAGUCCCCUGUGCUCCUCCCUCCCUCCCUCUGAUCCCUCUCCCUCCUCCUCCCCUGCAGGAUGUCUCUGAUUUAUAAUUGUCUGUUUUUGCUUUGUUGUGUUUUGUACUGUUAUUUUUUUUUACACUGAUGUCUUAUUUGGUUUCCCUAUAUUCCUGCUAUAAGUGAAACCAUCCAGUAUUUUUCUUUUUCCUUCUGGCUUAUUUCACUGAGCAUGAUUCCUUCUAGUUCCAUCCAUGUUGCUGCGAAUAGCAUGAGUUUAUCUUUUUCGAUUGCUGAAAAAUAUUCCAUUGUGUAUAUAUGCCACAUCUUCUUGAUCCAGUCAUCUAUUUUUUGGCAUUUGGGUUGUUUCCAGGUUUUGCCUAUUGUAAAUAGUGCUGCAGUAAACAUAGGGUAGGGAUACAGGUGUUCUUUUGAAUCAGUGUUUUUGUGUCUUUUGGGUAGAUACCUAAUAGUGGAAUUGCUGGGUCAUAUGGUA
Molecule: messenger RNA, 2602 nt
Organism: Talpa occidentalis (Iberian mole)
Lineage: Eukaryota; Metazoa; Chordata; Mammalia; Eulipotyphla; Talpidae
Gene: ATP6V0D2
Product: ATPase H+ transporting V0 subunit d2
Exons: 8
Coding region: 331-1386 (351 amino acids)
Biological process (GO): proton transmembrane transport; vacuolar transport; vacuolar acidification
Cellular component (GO): plasma membrane proton-transporting V-type ATPase complex; early endosome; proton-transporting V-type ATPase, V0 domain
Molecular function (GO): proton-transporting ATPase activity, rotational mechanism
Source: RefSeq, a predicted model, not a curated record